Messenger RNA from Cercospora beticola, 807 nucleotides. RefSeq lists its product as uncharacterized. Lineage: Eukaryota; Fungi; Ascomycota; Dothideomycetes; Mycosphaerellales; Mycosphaerellaceae. The record is from RefSeq and is a predicted model, not a curated record.
GUCAUGCACACUACGAUGCAUUCAUUUCACUGGUAGGUACAUUGUACUCUCUUUCCAUCACUAAUCACAGGAACAUCACCGCCAUCGACGCUCGCAACGACCACCAUGUCGCAAGAGGAUCAGUCGAAGCCGCCGAGUCGAAAAGAACUGGAAGAGACUAUCGGCGCGUUACAGAAUGUCGCUAAAGCUCAGAAUAUGGCCAAAGAGCUGAAAGAAAAGGCUGCAAAGGCCUCAUCACCUGCCGAGCGAGAGCGGCUGUUCAAAGAGGCCUACGAGAAGGAAGUCGAAGCAAAUGGCCACAGCAAGAUGGCACGAAGAAUGCAGAGUGGCACAUGGCAAGGACUUUUUGGGGGCGGAGGGAUUGGUGCGGGCGUCGGAAUGGGCUUGGGGACGGUGCUUGGUCUGCUAGUAGGAGGGAUAUUGUCUAUACCUACGACCGCGAUAGGCGGCCUGGUGGGUGCGAGCACGGGAGCCAUUCAUGGACCGUGGAUCAAGGUCGGUGACGUGCAAAAACGGUUCGAAGAUGCUACGCCCGCAGAGGUGGCGGACGCGCUCGAAGAGGAACAGCGUACAGGUGCAGCACCUCCGACGGAAGAGCAAUCUACAACGCAGCAACAUGAACAGAGGCUGGACGAGGUCGACGCCCCUAAGGAGAGGAAGAAGCCCCGCAAAAUUGAGAUCCGAUCCCAAGGCGGAACGUAGGGUCGUCAAAUGAUACCCACGGAAUAUCGACAGUCUGCUACUGCGCAAUCCGCUGGACUCGGCAGAACAGCGAUAACGACAAUGCCCUCCGGCUGCCAUCCGGAA